This is a messenger RNA of Sardina pilchardus (European sardine), 1385 nucleotides long. Its product is annotated as fibronectin type 3 and ankyrin repeat domains protein 1-like. Gene Ontology annotation, biological process: regulation of apoptotic process. The transcript has 12 exons. NCBI's taxonomy places the organism in Eukaryota, Metazoa, Chordata, Actinopteri, Clupeiformes, Clupeidae. The coding region runs from base 226 to 1254 and encodes 342 amino acids. Gene Ontology annotation, molecular function: protein binding. Gene Ontology annotation, cellular component: nucleus. The record is from RefSeq and is a predicted model, not a curated record.
CAUGUCUGUGUUCGCGUUUUCUACACUAAAUAGUGCUAACUUUAUUUUGUGAAGACAUUUUUUUAUUUCGUGAAGACAUUUCCGCAUCCUCUGUCAGGUUGUUGACUGGUAGUUUGUUACAUAUGACACAUCCAGAUGCAUUUGCCCUGGAGCCUGCUGGAUAUUGACAACGGGGAAAUCUAACUGGUCGUUCGUUUUUCCUAAAGACGUGUUGUGAUUUUGGUUAUGCUUUCCUGGAUAGUGUAUCAGAAGUCAGCAAUGUUCCCCCACUCUGCGCCACCCAUUGUUGGAAAGGUAAGUCAGGUGAGCCACCACAGCAUUGAGCUGAGUUGGGGUGGCGAGGGAGGGGGAAUGCGGUCUGGCCCCCCCGAACACUGGAUCCGCUACAGCGUGGAGGAGCUGGACCCGAAAACACACACCUACAGCACCAUCUACACGGGAUACAGCCAGCACUACGCUGUUGAAGGUCUGACCCCCAGCACUUCCUAUAAGUUCCGUCUGCGAAUUACAUCACCAUCAGGCCAGAGCAGUCUCAGUGCAGCUGUGUGUGCCAGCACCACACGUGAGCCGAUGAGUGGUAAAAAUCUUCAUCAAGCUGUGAACAUGAAUGAUGAGGAGGAGCUGAGCAGAGUUCUCCAGUCAGGGACAGUGGAUGUAAAUGUGUGUGAUAAACUCAGCUUCACUCCUCUAAUGGUUGCUGCUCAGAAGGGCUACGCAAGGUUAGUUCACAUGUUGGUGGAACAUGGAGCUGAUGUGCUGAUGAAGAACAGCAGUGGAAAAGACAGUCUGAUGCUGGCGUGCUUCAUGGGUCAUGUGGACGUGGUGCGGUAUCUGCGGGGCUUCGUGGGGGGGUGGGGGCGCAGGGAUGCGGGCGGCUGCACUCCUCUCCACCUGGCGGCCGACGGAGGAAACCUGCAGCUCAUCACAUACAUGAUACACACCGGAUGCCAGUUGGACGUAAGAGACAGUUCACUGUGGACUCCCCUCAUGCGUGUGUGUGCUCUAAGUGGGAACGCAGCCGUGGUGUCGCUGCUCAUUAAAGCCGGAGCCGACGUCAACAUCAGAGACAAGGAUGGCAAGACACCACUGAUGGUUGCUGUCCUGAACAAUCAUGAAGAGCUGGUGAAGCUGCUUCUGGACAGUGGGGCAGAUUAUCAUGUCAAGAACGAGUUUGGAUCCGGAGCUGCGGAGAUGGCCAAGGCAUUUGGGAGAGAGAAUAUUUUAAGCCUCUUGGAAGGAAGGAGGAUAUCUUGAUGUGGACCAUUUUUCAAACCAGACCAACAUCAUACAGACAUCACACUCAAACACACUUGUGCACAAACCCCACAGCCCCAUGUUUGUCAUCUGUAAUCUUUAUAUGAAACAGUUCCAUUCUGACAGUGGGA